Molecule: messenger RNA, 3581 nt
Organism: Sorex araneus (European shrew)
Lineage: Eukaryota; Metazoa; Chordata; Mammalia; Eulipotyphla; Soricidae
Product: collagen alpha-1(IV) chain
Exons: 1
Coding region: 215-3568 (1117 amino acids)
Source: RefSeq, a predicted model, not a curated record
GGUGGGUGGGGUUGAGGGGCUGGGAAGGCGUCAGUCUGCGGGGUUGGAGCGGAGUGCGCGAGUGCGUGAGUGCGUGAGUGGAGCCGCCAUGGCCGCCAAGGGCUGAAACGGAGGCCCCGGGCCGCGGUGGAGACAGGAGCCAGCCUCGAGAUUUAGCAGCAGGGCUGCCGGCCGGGGGUCGUGGUCCCGGCGGGGUCGGGAGCUAGCGGGAGACAUGCCGGGCCGCUGUGUGGGGCCCAGCCGGCCCGGGCGGGGAGUUCGGCGGCCUUGGGGGAAAGGGCUGCUGGCGGGGACCCCCCGAGGCCGAGGAGCCAGACGCCGGGCGAGGGCCUCGCUGGGGGAAACGCGCUGCGUGAGCGCGGAGAAGCCGCAGCGCCGUCGGCGGCCGCGGGGGCGCAACCCGGCGGCAGGGACCGCCGAGGCUGCCGGCCCCCACCAGGCUUCUGGGGCGUCGAGGGAGGAGGCGCGGGAGCCGGGGAGCGUGUGGGUUAAUGGGGCUGUGGGGCAGCCCCAAGUGGUGGGGCCCGCGGGGGCCGUGUGGGUGACCGGGCCCGGGGAGGAGCCGGAGGCGGGGGAGCGGAGUCCCCGCGGCAACCAGAGAAAAGGCCGCCCGGGCUCCGUGGGGCAGGACAGCAUCUUGGAGCUGUGGCUGAAAGUGCAGGCCUUGAGGGCCGCCACGGGCCACGAGCAGAGCAGCCGCGUGGAGCUCCAUCCUGUGCCUGCAGGGGAGGGCCCGGUUGAAAGGGGGGUGCCGGGCAGGGCCUCCUGGGUGGAGACGAGCCGUGCGGGUGUCACAGGCCCGUGGGUGGAAGGGCAGGCGCGGGAGGCGCAGGGGAUCCCCCGGCCGCCCAGCACCGGGGCCCUGCGGGCUUUCUGCGCCCGGGUGUCUGGCCUGUGUGGGUUGCAGCCUCCUGCGAGGGUGCCCGCUAUGGGUGUACCAGGGACCUUGGAGGCUAGGGCUGGGAUUGCUCCCCAGCUGCCAGCCCGGGGACAGGCAGCGGGGGUUCCGGGGGCAGUGGAGAUAGGCUAUGGGGUGGUCCCGGGUUCUUGGGGCAAAGGGCCCCUUAGGGGGGUGCCUGGGACAGGGUGGCCCGAGGUAGUGGAGGUACCUACAACUGUGGAAGGAGCGAUAGACUGCGGGAGUGUUGCAGGUCUGUGGGAGAGAGGGCAGGCAGGACAGCAGGUUUCCGGGACGCUGGUCCAGGAGGCAGCAUGUGGGGAUACCCCGGGCCUUUGGGGUCGAGGACAGGCAGCAGGACUGCCUGAUGCUGUGCAAGAUGGGGCUGCCUCAUUGGGGGGCCCAGGUGUGUGGCUGAGAAGACAGCCCAGGGAAGAGCAAGGCAUUGAGGACAUCCCAGCUCUAUGGGGCACAGGACAGCCUGUGGGGGUGCCUUGUGCUGUUGAGGAGGAGACAAGAUAUGGGGGUGACCCGGGGUUCAGAGAUAGGGGACAGGCUCGGUGGGUAGAAACGGGCUCAGGAGGGGACCCAGGGUCCUGGGAAGCCAGGCAGACUGUACAGAUGGCUGGGCCUGAGGAGCAGGAAGCAGGGCCUGCAGGUGCGCCAGGCUUCUGGGGUACAGAACAGACUAUGAGGGUCCCUCAGGCCCUGGGGAAAGAGGUGGGCUGUGGGGCUGUGCCCAGUGUGUGGAGGACAGAACAGCCUCUGGGGGUGUCCCAGGCGGUGGUGGCACCAGGAGUUGUAGGACAGCAGUCGAGUUGUGAUGCCAUCCCAGGCCUCUGGGCCAGGCAGCAGACUCUGGCAGUGCCUGUGACUGAGGCUGUGCCUGGGGUCAUUCUGGAGAAGCCGUGCUGUGGGAAUGCCCUGAGCCUAUGGGAGCAGAGGCAGGCUUUGGAGGAACAGGAGGUGCUGGUGCCUCCCGCGUUUGGGGCUCCUGGGCCUGUGAAUCAGGAGACAGACUGUAGGGACGCUUCGUGUCUCUGCAGGAGGAGCCAGGCCAUGGGUUUGCCGGAGACCAUGGCAGUGCCUGAGGUGGCCAAUGUGCCCAAGCACAGGUGUACCUCAGCAGGAGCACCCAUACCUGUGGGGCUGCCUGGGUCUGAAAGGGUGCCUGCAAGGGUCCCUGCUGCUGUUUGGGUGUCUGGCCCUAUGUGCCAGGAACUCAGUUCUGGAGAUGUCUCAAACCCAUGGGAAAGGGUUCUUACUGCUAGAAUGCCUGUGGAGUCGGGGGCAGCCGUGGCCCCCGAAGAGCUGUGGGCUAUAGGAGAGAACACUGGUGCCGGAGCAUGGGGAAGGAGACAGGCCCUUGGGGUGCCUGUGAUUGCUAGGAUUUCUGUGGCUUCUGAAGUGCCUGGACUUAGGACAGAGCAGACUGGCUUUGGAGGUGCCCCGGGUCCUUGGGGGAGGAGACAGAAUGCCAGUGUUCCUGCAGCUGCUGGGGGACCUGAAACUCCUAGGGGACCUGUUCCUCUGGAGGUCGAGACAGGCUCUGGGGCUUUCUCAGGUUUGCCAGGAAGGACACAGACCACAGGAGUGCCUGUGAUUGCAGGGGUAUUCGCAGCUGAUGGGGUGCCUAGACCUGUGCCAGAGACUGACUCUGGAGGUGUCUCAAGCAUGUGGGGCGAGAGAGAGACAGUAGCAGGUUCUGUAGACGCCAGGUGUCCCACAAGGAUGGGGAUGCCCCUGACUGCUGGGGUGUCUGGGCCCAUAGGGGAAAAUGGUCUUGGUAGUAUCUCAGAUGUAUUGGGAGGAAGACAAACUGCUGGGGUUCCCAUGGCUGUUGGACUGCACACAGCCAGAGGGAUGCCUGGGCUGGUGGGGGCAGAGAUGCUCUCUGGGAGUCUAGCGGAUUUCCCCGGAAGACAGCAAACCUUGGAGAUACCUAUGGCUUCUGGAGUUGCCAUGGACGUAGGGGUGUCAACAGAAGCUGGGCUGAUGGAGGGAGUCACUAGCUCUAGGAAUGGCUCAGGUGUGUUGGGAAGGACGCUGGUGACUGAAGUCCCUGUUGCUGCCAGUGCUCCUGGAUCUGUGGAGGAGGAGCCUGGCUCUGAUGGUGUUUCUGACCGAUGGAGAAGGAGGCCCAAUGGAACUGUUCCUGAGGGCCCUGUGAGAGGGCCUCUGACUUUAGGGGUGCUUGCUGCUGUAGGUGUUCCCAUUACAGGGCGAAUGCCUGCUGCAGUGUGGGUGACUGGGCCUGCAGAAAGCACAAAUGUGGCUGAGUCAGGCCUCACUGCAGCGAGGACACACUCCAUAGAAGGGGUUUCAGGAGAAGAGUCUGGAGAUGGAAGUAUCCUGGAGCCACCAGGAAGGCGCCCAGCUGUGGGGGUGUCCUAUUCUGUUGGCCCCAGGACCAGGUUGUGGAGCUGUCCAAGGUCCCAGGGGGAAGGUACAGUGUAUGAGAAUGUGCCAGGAGUAGUAGGGCCAAGAAUAACUGGGGGGGUGCCAGAAACUCUGGCAACACCUCCAGAUUCCAGUGAAGAAACAGGCAUUGGCUAUUUCCGAGAGCGUGGGAGAACACAGGCUGGGGUGUCUGGAUUCAGAGUGAGGGGGAGCAAUUUGGGAGCAAAUUGCGGGGGGGAGGACAGAUUGAGGGAGUCAUUCCAGAAGUAGGUCUAGGGGAUGU